AUGUCAUUCCCCUACAAACAUGUCCUCCUCAUCGGCGCUACGGCAGGUAUCGGCCGUGCUAUGGCUGAUCGAUUCAUUGAGACGGGAGUCAAGGUUACGGCCGUUGGUCGUCGGCAAGACCGUCUAGAUGAGUUUGUGCAGAAGUAUGGUGAGGAAAAAGCUAGUGGAGUUGCGUUUGAUAUUUCUGAUAUCUCGAAGACUCCGGGUUUUGCUCAGAGUGUGAUUCAAUCGUAUCCCGACAUUGACUGCUUAUUCCUCAAUGCUGGUACCCAGAAUGUUUACGACUUAAGCGAUCCCGCUAGCUUUGAUCUGGAGAAGUUCCAGAACGAAGUCCACAUCAACUACAUUAGCCUUGUCGCGCUUGUGCAUGCGUUUGUCCCAGUCUUCACGAAAAGAGAUACACCAACGAGCAUUAUCUUUACUGGCUCCAACAUCGCCAUAGUCCCCGCCGCAACUCUCCCUGCAUACUCCGGCUCCAAAGCGGCCUUGAACGUCUUUACCCUCUGUCUACGCGAGAAUCUUCGAAACACAAAUGUCAAGGUCAUCGAGGUCUCUCCUCCGCCUGUACAAACUGAAUUACACGAUUACAUGGGUGACAAGGGCAGAGAUUUGGGUAUGCCUGUGGAUAGGUUUACAGAUGAGGCGCACAGCGGUCUUCUCGAGGGUAAGGACCAGAUCAUUAUUGGUGCGGUCGGUCCUGCGGAGACGUUUAAUGAGAUCGUUGAUAAACGCCGCGAGGCGUUUGACAAUUUGGCCAAGUUGAUGAGACCGGUUAAUUGA
Molecule: messenger RNA, 780 nt
Organism: Penicillium cataractarum
Lineage: Eukaryota; Fungi; Ascomycota; Eurotiomycetes; Eurotiales; Aspergillaceae
Product: oxidoreductase, short-chain dehydrogenase/reductase family
Exons: 4
Coding region: 1-780 (259 amino acids)
Molecular function (GO): oxidoreductase activity
Source: RefSeq, a predicted model, not a curated record